AUGGAACAUGAGCAAAGAAGUGAUUCAAGUAAUGAAGAGCAGCAACAGUACAAGUCGUUUGUUUCGGCAUCAAAACACAGCGAUUUGGUUGAUGAGCUGACCGAAGCGGCCAAGAAAGCAGUGGCAGAUUUGGAUUCAGAUUCGGCUUCGAGCACUGCUGGUGGUGGAGGGCGUGCUAAAUCAAUCGCACGGAAAUGGGAAGAGAAACUGAGAAAUGAGAGUGACGGUGCUAAGAAGCCGAAAGUUGCUCAAUCACCAACAGUUCAGGCGAUCACACCAAAAACAACCUCGAAAGCUUCAACUGAGGAUCGUAUCAACUGGCGUUUGGAUGUUGCGAGAAAAUCGCAAACUUCAAAACGAAUUGACGUCCGUUCAGCAGAUGUGAAAAAUUUACGAAACCGAUGGGAGAUCUCGUCAGCCACUGGAACACCACUACAUCCGGAUCAGAGACCAGAUGAGCUAAUGGAGGCGGCCGUGCUGAUGUCACGUUCUGUAAGACAGGCUCGAGCCUGGAAUUCCAGAAGUUCGUCACACAAUGACAUCAGUGACGACAGAGCUCUCAGAUAUUCCUCACCUAUUUUAACGUUACUCACCUUACAGAAACAGUCGAGCAAUAUUCCAACAGUCACCGUUCAGCAAUCAGAGUCGUCCGCAUCAGAAGAUUUCCAGAAUGAGAACUCAAGAGGUGGGAAUGAGGGAGAGCAACGAGAUGCGAUGUUUGCUGACAGUUCGGCAUCAGCAAAUCGAAACGAAUGCAAACAACCAGAUGAGGUCAUCGAUGAUCUGUUCAGUUUCAUUAAUCAGACGCCAAACAAGAAUUCAUCGCUGCUCUCAGCGAUGCUUAAUACACCGGAACUACACUCAGCGGAUACGUCAGAGACUCAGUAUUUCUGCACUCCAGAGGGCAACAAUACGGCAGAAGGUAUGACGAUUUUGAGGAAGAAGUUGUUUGCAGAAAAUUUACCACUGGCACAUUCGGUAUCGUUUUAUCGCAAGAAGAAGAGUCAAGUGCAACACAGCCAUGGUGAUACUAUCGUGCUGGGGCAGUUUACAUCGACACCUCCAAAAGAUGCAGAAUCAUCGUCUUCGUCUGCGAAUCAACAACCUGAAGGAGAACACUUCUUGAAAGAGAAAGCACGUCUCGAACAGGAGAUCUUAAUUCAAGAGAAGCAAGUCGCGCAAGCAACGAGAGCGUUGCAUUUCUGUCGAAAUACCGAAGAGUUUCGGGGCAGCAGAGAACAG
Anisakis simplex (herring worm) is the source of this 1242-nucleotide messenger RNA. NCBI's taxonomy places the organism in Eukaryota, Metazoa, Nematoda, Chromadorea, Rhabditida, Anisakidae. The record is from the annotation of a GenBank genome assembly.